AUGAUAAAGCUGGGGUAUUCUCGUGUUCUUCUUUCUUGCCAUGCUCUUAUCUGCCUUUCGGCGAUUUGGGUGAUGGCCACGGCCGAUGUACCGGCGGGCCAGCGUCCCGGCUGCCGGACGAAGUGCGGCGACGUCGACAUUCCGUUCCCGUUCGGCAUCGGCGAGGAGUGCGCGUUCAAGUUCAACCCCGGUUUUGAUACCAGCGGCACUGGGUUAGAUAUCAGCGGCUUUAAUAUCAACUGCACGACCAUCGCUGGUGUCGAGAAGCCUUUUGUAAGUGCUCCAUUGUCGGGUGAUAUGAUCGAGGUGACUAAUAUCUCUUUGCCUGACGGCAAGGCCUGGAUGAACGCCAAGACGAUCUCGUCGCAGUGCAAUGACACAGCCACUGGUGAUAUGACUUACCAAUAUGGAUACCUGGACUUCACGGAUACACCUUUCUGGAUAUCGGACGAUAACAUAAUUACCGUCGUCGGGUGCAAUGCUACAGCUUAUACAAGCAGCUCUCGUUAUGUAACAGGUUGCUCGUCCGAGUGCACUCCAUACUAUUCCCCUCAGAAUGACACAUGUGAUGGUGCCGGCUGUUGUCAAGUCGAUGUCCCAAAAAACGUACCGGAUUAUUAUGGCUAUUUCAACAACAACACCUCAGAAACAUGGACAGACAGUCCUUGCAGCUACGUGUUACUGGUGGACAAGGCGGCCUUCAGUUUCAAAACCACCUAUGUCAAAUCCAAACUGUUGGAAGAGACGUACAAAGGUGGAGUUCCUGUUGUGCUGAACUGGCGAAUAGAAGCGUCGAAUUGCGAGCAAGCUAAGAAGAACACGACUUCAUAUGCAUGUGUUAGCAGCAACAGUAUGUGUGUGGAUUCCACCACCAUGAAGCAAGGUUACCGCUGCAAUUGCUCCAAUGGGUACAAAGGCAACCCAUAUAUCACGAACGGAUGUCAAGAUAUUGACGAGUGCCUUGAAAAUGCUAAUAUCUGCGGCUCUGGAAUCUGCGAGAACAUGUCAGGGCAUUACACCUGCUCAUGUCAUGGAGGGAAAGAUUGGACGGAUGGCACUUGUCAAUCCCGUUUUUCGGCGAUGCCUGUUGUAGGUGCAACUGUUGGACUAGUCGUCUUUGUGAUUGCUAUAGCAUGUGCAUGCAUGCUCCAAGAGAGAAGAAAGCUACACAAGAUGAAGCGGGACUACUUUCGGCAGCACGGUGGUCUGAUAUUAUUUGAUGAGAUGAGGUCAAAGCAAGGUAUUACAUUCAAGAUCUUCACGGAAGAAGAACUGCAGCAAGCCACAAACAAGUUCAGCGAACAACAAGUACUAGGUCAAGGGGGCUAUGGGACAGUGUACAAGGGGCUUCUUAAGGGCGACGUGGAAAUAGCUGUCAAGAGAUGCAAGACGGUUGAUGAGCAACAGAAGAAAGAAUUCGGAAAAGAGAUGUUAAUCCUGUCCCAGGUCAACCAUAGAAACAUUGUGAAGCUCCUCGGGUGUUGCCUCGAAGUGGAAGUCCCUAUGCUGGUAUACGAGUUCGUCCCAAACGGCACCCUCUUCCAGCUCAUACACGGUAACCAUGGCAUGUGUAUCCCCUUGUCUACUCGCUUGGUAAUCGCCCACGAGUCCGCGGACGCGCUCGCCUACCUUCACUCAUCGACUUCGACGCCGAUCCUCCACGGGGAUGUCAAGUCCUCCAACAUUCUUCUUGACACGGACAACCAAGCUAAAGUGUCUGACUUUGGCGCCUCCAUCCUGGCACCAACUGAUAAGUCACAAUUCAUCACACUUGUACAUGGUACAUGCGGGUACCUCGACCCAGAGUACAUGCAAACCAACCUGCUGACGGACAAAAGCGACGUGUAUAGCUUUGGGGUUGUUUUGUUGGAGCUACUCACGGCCAAGUUGCCAUUUAAUUUCAAUCCGGAUGUCCCUGCCCACGAGAAGAGCCUGUCGAUGAUGUUUAUGUAUGCCAUGAAGGAGAAUAAGCUCGACCAGAUCUUGGAUGUUGAGAUCAAGGAUGGGGAUAACACAGAGAUUAUUGAAGAGAUCGCGGAGCUAGCGGUGCGAUGCUUAGAGAUGUGUGGUGACAAUAGGCCAUCGAUGAAGGAAGUUGCGGAGAAACUUGAUAGUCUGAGGAAGGUGAUGCAACAUUCAUGGGUGCAGCGGAACCCUGAAGAGACAGAAUGCCUACUUGGGGAGUUCUCAUCGAUGGCCAGCUCGACAAUAACUAGUGUUGAAUAUUUCAGCAUCGAGAAGAAAGUUGUUAACGGUCUGCAGUCUGGUCGUUAA
Molecule: messenger RNA, 2274 nt
Organism: Triticum turgidum subsp. durum (durum wheat)
Lineage: Eukaryota; Viridiplantae; Streptophyta; Magnoliopsida; Poales; Poaceae
Source: the annotation of a GenBank genome assembly